Prorocentrum cordatum is the source of this 909-nucleotide messenger RNA. Lineage: Eukaryota; Dinophyceae; Prorocentrales; Prorocentraceae. The record is from the annotation of a GenBank genome assembly.
CCCGAGGUCUCACGAGGUCUUGGGAGAUGCCUCCGACCUCGGAGGCUCCCGAAAUCGCCCAAGAAGUGCCGAAAACGUUUCCGUACAUAGCCAUUUUGGCUCAAGUUUGGCUCAAGCCAAUUUGAUUCAGGCGAUUUCGGCCCAGCAAACUUGCUCGUCAAGGGCCCGCAGCGCUCUCCCGCUGUUCAGUCGUCGGCAUUCGAAGGCACUCACUGCUCGCCCCGCUAGUCGCAAUGCAGCAGUACAUGACGCAGGAGCAGUACGCCGCGGCUCUGCAGCAGGCCGCCUUGCAGCAGCAGCUGCAGCAGCAGCUCCAGCAGCAGCAGCAGCAGCAGCUGCAGCAGGCGCAGUACGCGCAGUACGCGCAGUACUACGCGCAGCCGGCGGCGCCGUCGCAGACGACGACGGUGGUCUUGCCUGCCGACGCCUUCCAGGGGAAGACGUACCAGGUGCAAGCGCCGGAUGGCCGCCUCGUCAGCUUCCAGGUGCCCGCGGGGUGUGGGCCAGGCAGCUCGGUGCAGGUGAGCUACUGAUCCGCCCUCGGCGGGCCGGUCUCGGUGAGCAUUCCUUUCCCUGACCCCUUCCUCCCCCUUCCCCCUCUUCUGCCGGCGCGUGCGUGGGCAGCAACCGAGACUUGAAUUCGCCAGAGGACGCAUCCAUCGGACCGCAAUUGUCUGUCGCUCCUGCCUGCUGAGACCUGACAUGCAGGGCUGCGCCUCUGAUGUUGUCUUUUUCCCACGUGCUGUGUCCCAACAGCACGCGGAGCUCAAUGUUCUGUUCUCUUGAGUCAUCAGCAAUGGGCCGUGGCCGGCCCGUCGAGCCUCGCAUGGCAACAAGCAAAAUGAUGGGCCGGAAACGUUUCAAAGCAUUUACAGUCGGACCGAGGUAUAUGGUCGAGGUCGGCUCGGG